AUGGCCCUCGACUCAACCACGGUGCCUGGAGCCUCGCCCACGAGCAAUCCGUCAAACACACAACCAGCCUCGGGCUCGCUCUCCCGCCAGACAUCUACCCCAGCUUCUCGACGAGCCUCUCAGAUAUCCCCCAUGGGUCCUCCACCGCUCCCUCUGGCAUCUCCAGGAGGCACGAUCCCGACAUCUUCGCACCCACACACCCACGCCUUUCCACCCCUCAGCCCAGGACCAACCAGCUACAUGCACCCAACCGCCGCCGACUCGGACACCUCGAGCGUCCCCAUACGCCACCCACGCCCCAUGACUGCCGCAGAACUGCACCUCGAACUCGAAAAAGAACAAGAAGCAGUCGUCAACCGCCUCACGCGCGAACUCUCCGCUCUCCGCGCCCACUCGGCCUCGGUCGCCUCGACAACCUCCUUAUCCAGCAGCGCCGCCGACUCGUCCAUCGCACACGUCGACGGCCUCGUCACCCCGGGCUCCAUGCACCCUACCUCGUCGCGCCGCCACCGCAGCUCGUCGAGCGUGUCGCGCGGCGCAAAUCAUACAGCUGCCGCGCACCGGUAUUCGGUUUCGUCGCAGCAGACGAGCGGUACGUCGAGGUAUGAGGAGGUUGCGGCGCAGAAGGCGGAGUUGGAGGAGGUGAAGAGGGAGAAUGAGGGGUUGAAGGAGAGGAUUAGGGAG
Molecule: messenger RNA, 684 nt
Organism: Bipolaris victoriae FI3
Lineage: Eukaryota; Fungi; Ascomycota; Dothideomycetes; Pleosporales; Pleosporaceae
Exons: 1
Source: RefSeq, a predicted model, not a curated record